Molecule: messenger RNA, 2005 nt
Organism: Folsomia candida
Lineage: Eukaryota; Metazoa; Arthropoda; Collembola; Entomobryomorpha; Isotomidae
Gene: PGS1
Product: CDP-diacylglycerol--glycerol-3-phosphate 3-phosphatidyltransferase, mitochondrial
Exons: 9
Coding region: 26-1912 (628 amino acids)
Biological process (GO): cardiolipin biosynthetic process
Cellular component (GO): mitochondrion
Molecular function (GO): CDP-diacylglycerol-glycerol-3-phosphate 3-phosphatidyltransferase activity
Source: RefSeq, a predicted model, not a curated record
CAUAACAGCUCGUUGCUCCUUUCCCAUGAUCGAGCGGAGGAAGGAUCAUUUGUUUCUCUCAUGCAAAACCACUGCGAAACUCAUGUGCAUUAUUUCACCGAUUUCAAUUCACAAUUCAUUCGCCAAUUCACAAUUGUGCCAAGCGAAGUUUAUUCGUCACACUAAUUCAAUCUACCUGCUUCGGAAGGGAGGUGGGAUCUUACAGAACAGUUCGUCAAAUAGUUAUUGUAGGUCGAGGUUGACCGUUUUCGUCAGGAGAAGAAUGAGUACGAGCGGCAGGGCAGCACAAGAAACGCUACCUUCUCAUCCACCCCCAAGCCUUUCAACACCACCAAUCUCACCACCCCUCAGAAUUCAUGAUGAUAAUCCUCAAAAAGGUCAAACCGCACUUCAUCCCACUCCUGUUCCUGGCCUUCACCCUGCUAAAGUGACCUUGGGUCCCAGCAAUAAACCGGAAGAGGAAUUUUUCGACGAUGAGAAAGCAUUUCUUUCCAGUUGGGAGUGGCUUUUGAAUUAUGGACCAGGGUUUCCUGUUUCAGGAGGGAGCGUCAAAAUAAUUCAUUCUCCAGACAAGUUCUAUUCAACUUUGCUAGAAAAAGCGAAAAAGGCAACGAGAAGGGUCAGCCUCGCUUCAUUAUAUUUAGGAAGUGGUCCUCAGGAAUUAGAGUUGGUUCAAGCUUUGGAAGAAAAUGGUGCUUCAAAUAAGAAUUUGAAGAUCAAAGUGUUGUUGGACUUUACCAGAGGCUCGAGGGGGUUAGCGAUAUCAAGUAGAACAAUGUUGCUUCCCCUUAUUAGCAAAUGUUACGACUGCCAGGUCUUCUUAUAUCACACGCCUCAACUUCGUGGUCUCAAAAAACGAUUUCUCCCUCAAAGAUGGAAUGAAAUCAUUGGUCUUCAACAUAUGAAAAUUUAUAUUUUCGAUGACAGUAUAAUAAUAUCUGGGGCCAAUUUAUCAGCCGACUAUUUUACAAAUCGACAGGAUAGAUAUUUUAUGGUUGAAAACUGCAAAGAAUUGGCUGAUUUUUAUGAUCAAUUAAUUGAUCGGGUUUCAGAUUUUUCGUUUCAACUGGAGAAGACAAAUUCAGUGGCAUUAAAGCCUGAUUGGAAAGUUCACCCCUCUGAAGGAAAUUUACAAGAAUUUGUGGAGCAGGCGAAACAACAUGUCUUGUCGUUUUAUGAUAGGUACAAACAGGAAAAUGUAUCUCGACUAAAAUCAUACCAAUCAGCAAAACGGCAAGACAAUUCAAAACCGACAACAUACUCGAAUUCUAACUUGGAAGACACUUGGAUAUUUCCACUCAUUCAAAUGGGUGGGAUUGGAAUUUCAUUAGACAAAAAUGCAACAUGUCAAAUAUUUGAAAAUUCUCCACAAGGAAGUUUCAUUAAACUAGCAACUGGAUAUUUCAAUUUAACAACGGAAUACAUUGAUAAAAUAAUUAAAAACUCGUCAACCAAUUACGAAAUUCUUAUGGCUCACCCUAAGGCCAAUGGGUUUUUCGGAGCAAAAGGUUUUGCAGGAGGCAUCCCAGCAGCAUACACAUUGUUAGCAAAGCAGUUUUUGGAUAAUGCCGAUUACGCAAAACAAAUGUAUAGACUUUCGAUGAGAGAAUAUCUACGUGAUGGAUGGACUUAUCAUGCCAAGGGUCUGUGGUACUAUCCUCCCAAUAGGAUAUUACCCGCAGCUACAUUAAUAGGAUCUCCAAAUUUUGGUCAUCGAUCAGUAUACAGAGACUUGGAAACUCAAUUAUAUUUAGUCACCAUUAAUCCAAUGCUCCAAGAGCAACUUGAAGAGGAACAACGUCAUUUAUUUAGCUUUAGUAAACCCUUUGUGACAACCGAGUUAAGUCAACCAAACCGUGUUGUUCCAUUAUGGGUACGAAUGGUUAUAAAGUUGUUUAGAAAUUUUUUCUAGAUUUCAAAUGUGUAAUUUUAAUUGCCCUUAAAAAUGUCCUACAUCCAAAGCUGUUUAUGCGGAAAAUAAAGCUGUCAGUUUUCAAACAAGUAA